AUGGAUGACCUACCCGCCCUCUCUCCCGCGCUAAACCAACUCCUCCUCGUGUCUCUUUAAAUGGUUCCCCCACGACUUGGGUGGCUGUUGCAGUCGCACCUCCUCCCACCUUCGAAGAAAGCUUUCUUCUUGCUCGUUUCUUGAUUCUUCUCCUUGUGGGGUUGUCGCUUUUGCCACUGCCUAUAUAUUGCCGUUGACUCGUUUUGGGGGGCGGCGGUGAGCGCGGACGAUGAGUGCCGGCGAAGGAGAGACGGUGUGGAGGAGGAAGCCGGGGAGAGAUGCCGUGGAUCAUCGUCAUCAGAAGCUUGACGCCACGUGCUGCUCUUCUUCUUCUGAUGAUGGCCGCGCGGCCACCAAGAACGGAGAGAAAGCCCGCGGGAGCAGGAAGAAGGCGAGGAGGCACGCGCUGGUGUCGUUCCGGGAGCUGCCGGAGUACAUGAAGGACAACGAGUUCAUCCUCGACCACUACCGCGCUGACUGGCCGCUCGCUGAGGCCGCCCGCAGCUUGUUCCGUUGGCACAACGAGACGCUCAGCGUUUGGACGCAUUUGAUUGGGUUUCUGGUGUUUCUGGGAUUGACGGUGGCCAAUUUUGUGAACGUGCCUCUGGUGGCGGAUCUUCUCGGCCUGUUCUCAAGGUCAAACUCUACUAGUGCAGGAACUAAUAUCUCUUACUCAAAGGAAUUGCUUUUGGGUACAAAUUCUUUGGUGAACUUGAAUCAGAUAACCGAAGAAGAAAUGAAGAUCGGUUCACUCCAACCAGCCGCGACACGCUGGCCGUUCUUCGUCUUCUUAGGUGGAUCCAUGUUCUGCCUCCUCUCGAGCAGCAUUUGCCACCUCUUCUCAUGCCACUCACACUGCUUGAACAUCCAGCUGCUGCGGAUGGACUACGUUGGCAUCACGGUCAUGAUCAUAACCUCAUUCUUCCCCCCGAUUUACUAUAUUUUCCAGUGUGAGCCCCAUUGGCAACUGAUCUACCUUGGCGGAAUAACGGCAAUGGGGAUGUUCACCGUCGUGACACUGCUUGCCCCAUCUCUUUCUUCUGGGAAAUUCCGGGCGUUUCGGGCGAUGCUCUUCUUGUCCAUGGGGUUCUUCGGUAUCAUACCGGCUAUCCACGCCUGUAUUGUGAAUUGGAGCAAUCCCCAGCGCCCGAUCACGCUUGCUUAUGAGUUGGCCAUGGCACUGUCUUACAUUACAGGCACAUUGUUUUAUGUUAGCAGGAUUCCUGAGAGGCUCAAACCGGGUUGGUUCGACCUUGCUGGUCACAGCCAUCAGAUAUUUCAUGUGUUCGUGAUCAUGGGUGCGUUGGCUCAUUAUGGCGCUACUCUGUUGCUCUUACAGUGGCGAGAUGGAGUCGGGUGUGAUAGAACUGUGUAACAAUACAAAAAUUAGUUGAAAUUCGAUUCAUUUCGGUUGAA
This is a messenger RNA of Rhodamnia argentea, 1416 nucleotides long. RefSeq names its product heptahelical transmembrane protein 1. The record is from RefSeq and is a predicted model, not a curated record. The coding region runs from base 230 to 1375 and encodes 381 amino acids. NCBI's taxonomy places the organism in Eukaryota, Viridiplantae, Streptophyta, Magnoliopsida, Myrtales, Myrtaceae. Gene Ontology annotation, biological process: response to hormone. The transcript is spliced from 5 exons. Gene Ontology annotation, cellular component: membrane. Gene Ontology annotation, molecular function: signaling receptor activity.